Penicillium malachiteum is the source of this 2244-nucleotide messenger RNA. RefSeq names its product putative ARS binding protein Abp2 (gene abp2). The coding region runs from base 1 to 2244 and encodes 747 amino acids. The record is from RefSeq and is a predicted model, not a curated record. The transcript has 3 exons. Lineage: Eukaryota; Fungi; Ascomycota; Eurotiomycetes; Eurotiales; Aspergillaceae. Gene Ontology annotation, molecular function: DNA replication origin binding.
AUGGAAACCACAUUCCCUGUUAUGAUGGAGUCGACUGAUCGUGUUCCUCGUAACGAAAUCGGUGCGCCAUCCAUGGUGGUUCAACAAUAUGCCCGAUACCCGCCAGCGCUGGAGUCCUCACUGCGCAGCGCGUCCUCCCUGGGAAGCGCACGCAGUCAGGCAGAUCUCAAUAAAUCUCCUGCAUUGCAUCGGAAGGAAACCCCUCGAAGCUUACAUUCAUCGCCACGGGGUAUAAGGUCUGCCAUUCCUGCAUCAGCUAUUCGAUCCGGGACAUCCAUGUCACCACCCGUUUUUGAUGUCCUGCGUCAUCCUCAAAUGAAAGACGCUGCCGACCAAGCCGAAUCGAGGAUCCUACCAUCGCGUGAGAUUUCAGAUGAGAAUAUAGACGAUACCUAUGUGCAGUUUAUUUUCUAUUGCAACCCUAAUGUUCCCUCUUCUGUUGAUACCUCCGAACUUCGAAAGACAUUUCGUUCUCCCCCACGUAGUGAUGGCAAGAGCUUCAGCGUAUUUACUCUAUUCGAGUUAAUACGGAAGCUUGAUAACAAAGAGCUCAAGACCUGGAUUCAAUUGGCGAUCGAGUUGGGAGUUGAACCACCUUCUAUGGAGAAAAAGCAAAGUACACAGAAAGUCCAGCAAUAUGCUGUUCGCCUCAAGCGCUGGAUGCGUGCUAUGCACGUUGACGCAUUCUUUGAGUAUUGCCUGGGACAUCCCCAUGCUUACUACACCCAGCUCCCGCCAUCUGGGCCAUUCGUGAGCGAAUCACGAGAUGGCGUGCCAUUGGAAGAAGACCUCGCUCUUCGAGCACUAGUUCCACAGUGGAAACCCAAGCGAGGCAGGAAAAGAGCCGAUGAACGAGAAAUUGAUGAGGAAAGAGCUGCCAAACGACCCUCGUUGGACACUUCAAGCGCAAUACCGUUCAGUGCAUUCCCUGAAGACGAUCCUUGGAUCACCGCCUCUGGGUUUCCCGCAGCUGGUCAGUCGGAUCAGCAAGGGCAAGACCUACGUUGGAGGCUUCCAGAUCGAGAAACAUCCCCGGCCGGAUAUCCGCAGUCUGCGAUUCUUCCAAGGGGACAUCACACAGAUAUUAUGAUGUCUGCCGAACCCCGGUCUGCAGUCACACCUUCAUCUGGGGACAAGGCUCGUGCCAAGCGCAAACAUGGCCCUGCAGUUUCAUCCGCUUGGCCGACUAGUAACAACUCAUCCAACGGAAAGAGUCGAGGCAGACCUCCAAACAAACCAUCGUCUGGGUCAUUCUCUACUUUUCAAAUACAUAGCAGAGAGUCUUCUCAAGUUCCGGCCCAGUCCACUCCUCAGCCACAGCCACAGCCCCUCGGCGUUGAUCAUAAUCAUACAAAUAUCAUGCCUACGUCAUCCUAUAAUCAAACACCCACCCCAAUCGUCCAAGGGAGACCUGGGAAGCUUCAGUUACAGGUCCCUCAACAUAUGGGAGCACCAGUGCGACUUGCUACUCCACCAACCUUGCUUGUCAAUGGGGUCAAUGGAGCCUCCAUUCCGCACGGUCCAGAACGCCAUAUCCCUCAAAAUCCUGACCCUCUCCGCCAUCCCACCCCAAAUACCCAUCAGCAUGGUAUAAUUGGUCCCCAGGCUCCUCCUUUAGAUGCAGGACCGCCAAAGAUAUCAUUCGACGACAUUAUUCGCGCCUUGACAAAUGAACUUCUAGGAGCCCGUGUCAUGAGGCCGAAUCCAUUGAGUCCGGACGAGGCUCAUGGGCUGGCAGCUAUGAUGGUGUUCAAUUUAUCAUCUCAGUACGCCAAGCUCCCAAUGGAGCAGCAUCCGUAUCUGCUGGCCUUCCAUCUUGGUGUUGGUCAUCACUUCGGUCUCGCAGCUCCCCGUCCAGUACCCAUGACUGUGCAUAUUGAUCACUUCAAUCCGAAUGCCCCUGACCGCACGCAACAUCCGAAGGAGCCACGCUACAGCAUUUCUUUCGACUACAAUCCAACUGGGAACUUCUCAAUGCAGAUAACCGUCGGAAACUUCAAUCCACCUGUCGCGUUUCCUGGUCCACCACAACAUGGACCUCCUCCACUUGAGCCGCAGAGAAAGGCCCACGAGAAUGAUGAGAUGACAAACCUCGAUAUUGAAGACGAUGAUGCUGAACACCCAGCCUCCGAGGCUACCUGGAAACAAAGGUUCAUCAAACUUCGAGCACAGGUGCAGAAAAAAGACCGUGCUCUCUCUCAGUACAAACGGAAGAUUGUCGAGUCUGUAAUGGCUGACAUUUGA